GCCAGCUUUGUCCGACUAAGAAAAGACUUGAGAAAAUAUACUUAAUUCGGUCUAGUGGGGAAAUCCGAUCGACAGUACCGUCUGCUCAUAUUUUGUGAAACUGAGGCUGAAAUCGAAACUCAUCAUAUCGAUAGAUAUAAUUUCAACGUAUGCUAAUUUGCCUAUUUAGAAUCUGACGCGAUCUCGUAAAAGAAAAAUCUUCCCCGCGAGAUCAUGCUCAUUGCGAUAUAGAUCACCACUUCCUGUGCACCGGUCUUGACUGCGCAGGAAAAACACACGUCAGCAAACAGCAAAACCAAAACAAUAAAGCGUGCUAGCCUGUGAUAAUUAAGAAACACGACCAGGCUUGAAUAUUUGUGAUAUUCUGUUUAGAAAUGGACGCCCCGGGUCCGGGGAACGAAGCAGGGGCCGAUGGAGGUCACGAUAUAACAAAUGAGACCCCAGCAUUUGUGUGGGAGUACCUGUAUUUCCCAGCUGUCUCUUUCCUGAAGCAAUAUGGCUGGUUUGUCAUCCUUGGACUAAUUGUGAUUACAUUUCUUUGGCACAAGAUCAAGCCGCAUUUACAGCAAUGGUUAAAGAAAAUAGAAGACCAGAAAGAGUAUACAAGAUAUAAAGAUGAUCCUGAUCUUGCUCAGAGGAGAUUUGAAGCCAUGGAGAAGUCAAGAAAGGCAUUGCAAGAACAGCUGGACCGCCAGGCAGAGGUGUAUACAGAAAAACAGAAAGAGAUUGAAGAGAAAAAGAGGCAAUUGAAAAUUCAAGACUGGGACAACCAUUUACAAGGCAAGGGGUACAGGUCGAAGGUCAAGCCUGGACAGCCCACAGAUAUGGAAAACCAGCAGCCAAAACCAAAGAAAAAGAAUGUUUAUAGAACAUCUGAUUAUAAUCCUUUGAUGGGUUCAAGUUCAGGAACAACAUUCCGACCCCCGCGUCGUGGAGGCGCUGGUGGAGGAUGAGGUUAAUUUUUCGUGUACAGAGGGCACCACAUACCUUGAAACCACAUACCUUGAAACCACAUACCUGGGAACCAUACAACUGGGCACCAUGUGCCUGGACACCAUACAACUAUAGCCACGUGCUGGAUGGAGAACUGUUGCCAGAAGGAAUGAAAAAAUUCAAAUUUGGCCUUACAAAUUAUAAAUAUUUUAUUUUAUGACAAUUUUUCAGUGGUUUGGCUGAGAGCUCCAUGGACUUCAUUUCUUUUUAUACCUACCAGUAGUAUAUAAUUACAACUGUUUCUUGUAGUUGGUGUAAACUGUACAGGUACAUGUUAUAGAUACACCACCAGUCAGCACUGUGUAUAUGAUAUAUACACAGGUGGGAGCUCAAGUGAGCUCAAUCACCUAGUUGUGGCUAGUGGUGUACCUGUACCACAGACCUAUAUUGAGAUCAAGAAAUCUAGGCAUUUGUCUCAGUCACAUUCAUGUGUGGUGUGUGUAUGGGAGAUGCGUCACGUCUGAAUCUUGUGUUCUUGACAUUCAUCAUGGUAUGAGCAUGACUUGUGCGUGUGUGCAUACCACAAGAAUUUCUUUGUAUGAAAGCCGUGAAAACUAUGCAUCAUUAGCUGGGCUGUAGUGUGUAAUCUUUCUCUUUAUUUCCAAAGAAUUGCGAACAAAAUCUAGUUCUGAUAUUGUUGCAAAUAUUUUUCAAUAUAUAAUGCAUCCCUUAGCAAAAUAUCAGGCUUGUUGCAAUAUUGCUGCAAACUUUUCAUUUUGCUUAGGGGUAACAUUACCAUUCAAUGAGCUUUCAAAAUAUAGGAGGGACGUCGAAGUCAAAAACAAGGGAAAGUUAAAGAUUUUUACAGCUUGCAUUUAGGGAUCUUUUUACUAUAUAAUUUGAUAUAAGUAGUUCGAUAUUUAGUUUAGUGAAUUGAUAAACAAGUUGACUGACCCUUUUUAGUAGAAAGUGAUCUUCUCACUAUAAAAUUCCAACAAAUAUUUUGAAGAUGUUCUUGACCAUUGUGAUUAUUAUAUCACUGAUUAUAUCUUUGACAUUAAGAUACAAGGUAUUUUAUUGACUGAGCACCCAGCCGGUGGUACAUGCCCAGUAGGCAUUAAUGCCUUUCUGAUUCCCCCCCGGUUUUACCUUUAUUUGCCCUUCAAAUGUGUGAUGUUCCAAUGUUAUAUGUAUGCACAUCCUUCUAUUUUUGAUAUUGUGAAAAUGCCAUCAUACUUUGAAUGUAAUGAUAUUAUGUGGAAACCCUCUGUGCACGAUGAAUAGAAAACACGCCCGUGUAGCAGAAUUCAUCCAUUAGUAAUUUGGUCAAUGAGUGAAUUCUCUAUGAUACUAGUUUUGGAAAUGGCUACCUAGUCAUCAAAACUGGCUGAAGUGCCUACACAGGCUGUGUACUUGAGUCUUAUUUAUUUAAGAUGUUGAGAACAAUUGGGGUUCAAAAGUAGUACCUUGAGUGGAAGGUUAGUCUUGACAUUUUGUCUUUUUUCCAUAUAAAGGCAAGAAAUGCACUCAAAAUAAUAUUUAAAUGAUCCAACUACAUAUUUCGACUUUCAUUAUCAAAACCAUCUCACCCAGCAACCUCAUGAUACUCAUAAAAUGGUAGUUAGCCAAAUGUACACUUAAAAUAUGACACAGGUGUUGAGCUAUUGAAUCCCUCAAUUUUGGUGUGGAACAGAGGGCUCACUACUAGUAAAUGUUUAUUCAUAAAAGGCAAAAUAUCAGGACUUGCCUUCUACUCAGUCUACUACCAUUAAAUCCCCUUGGAUACACUGUAUUUAUUGUUUAUGAUAAUUGUAUUUGUUAAAAGUGCGAAGGAAGUGUCACCAGUUCUCUUUCCUGUUUUUAGUCUAGAGUUGUUUUCAUGGACAGAAAAUGAAUAUAGAUGUAAAACAGCUAUGUGUACUUUCAUUAUAAAUAAAUUUUUUAAAAAAUGUGUGUAAUUGUCAAAACUACAAGAAAAUACCCAUAGUU
Molecule: messenger RNA, 2922 nt
Organism: Lingula anatina
Lineage: Eukaryota; Metazoa; Brachiopoda; Lingulata; Lingulida; Lingulidae
Product: selenoprotein S
Biological process (GO): retrograde protein transport, ER to cytosol; endoplasmic reticulum unfolded protein response
Cellular component (GO): Derlin-1 retrotranslocation complex; Derlin-1-VIMP complex; endoplasmic reticulum membrane
Source: RefSeq, a predicted model, not a curated record